Messenger RNA from Onychostoma macrolepis, 1041 nucleotides. RefSeq names its product translocase of outer mitochondrial membrane 20 (gene tomm20a). NCBI's taxonomy places the organism in Eukaryota, Metazoa, Chordata, Actinopteri, Cypriniformes, Cyprinidae. Gene Ontology annotation, cellular component: mitochondrial outer membrane translocase complex; mitochondrial outer membrane. Gene Ontology annotation, molecular function: transmembrane protein transporter activity. The record is from RefSeq and is a predicted model, not a curated record. Gene Ontology annotation, biological process: tRNA import into mitochondrion; protein import into mitochondrial matrix; protein targeting. Bases 97 to 537 code for a protein of 146 amino acids. The transcript is spliced from 5 exons.
UCCCACAGAGCUUUCGUCAUCAGAAGGGGUCCUUCAGCCGCUGCGUGAGCACGUGCCCUGCAGAAGUCGCAGCAGAUCUCCGUUAACGGCGCCGCGAUGAUGGGCGGCAAACCGAGCGCGAUCGCCGCGGGCCUCUGCGGCGCGGUCUUCAUCGGGUACUGUAUCUAUUUCGACAGAAAACGACGCAGCGAUCCGACCUUCAAAACCAGGCUGCGUGAACGGCGGAAGAAGCAGAGAGCUGCUCAAAAUAAAUCUGGACUCGCUGAACUGCCAGAUCUUAAAGAUGCCACAGCUGUGCAGAAGUUUUUCCUGGAUGAGAUUCAGCUGGGCGAGGAGCUGCUGGCACAGGGAGACUAUGAGAAGGGUGUUGAUCACCUGACCAACGCCAUCGCCGUCUGCGGCCAACCACAGCAGCUCCUGCAGGUGCUUCAGCAGACUCUGCCUCCGCCCGUCUUCCAGAUGCUGCUCACCAAACUGCCAACGAUCAGUCAGCGGAUAGUAAGUUCUCCGAGUCUGGAGGAAGAUGACGUGGAGUGAAACGUGGCGUUUGUUAGUGUGUGACGAUCCACCUGCUGAUCUUCAGGUCUCUGGUCUUUUAUUUAUCAUGUUCAUUCCGGUGUUUGCUUGCACAGUCAUCCUGAUCACUGCACUCUCUGUUUGUUCAUAGUUUGCAGUAUCAUAGUUCAUAUAAAGAGGUGUUAUAUUUUUAUUCCAAACAAGAUUUCUUGUGACAAUCACAGGUCUUUGAAUACAAACGAAAGCAUCAAAUUAAGAGUUGAAUAUUUGACUGAUUGUAAAGGUCAUCUGUUGAUGUGUCGCAGACACAAACACAAAGCAGUUCCUUUGUGUCGUGUUUGGAUAUUUCACAUUUAGUAGUUAAUCAUAUAUUAGUAUGGCUGAUCUAUCUGCAAUGUAAUCAGAUGUUUUUGUUUAUGAAUUGUUUUGAGUAUGAAAGCGUUUUGGGCACAUUUGUAAUUUGUAUGCACUGAACUUUAAACAAUAACUUCCUUUUUUGUAUUCAUUAAAUACUUUAAUCAAGAA